GUAACCAAAAUUAUAACAUACAAAAAAUAGAGAUUAAUAUUUAUUAACAAAUAUCUUAUUUUGACUUUGUAAAUAUAUAUUAAAGGUUAAUAACUGAUCGAAGUAACGCCCAUCACGAUUUGAUUGGUUGCUGAAUGAUAACAUGUAGGUUGAAUCAAUGUUUACAAUAAAAAGAAUGGAAUCUUGUGUAUAUUUUAUUGUAAAGAUGGUGUUUUUGUAUGUUAUUUGAUAAAAACUUGCAUUAAAACAUGCAAGACCAGUGUGAAAAUGAAAAAGAAGAUGGCAGUGCACCACCAUCAGAAAUCAUUUGCGCUGGGUGCCUCAAUGCUGUUGAUGAUGAAGAAUUUGUGUCAGCUCUUGGUCAAGAGUGGCAUAUGGAGUGCUUCAGGUGCUCUGCUUGUGAUGCCUCAUUAUCAAACUGGUAUUUUGAGAAGGAUGGUUUACUGUUUUGUAAAGAUGAUUAUUGGGCGAGAUAUGGAGAAUCUUGUCAACAGUGUAGCCAGAUAAUAACAGGUCCCGUCAUGGUAGCAGGUGAACAUAAGUUCCAUCCUGAAUGCUUCUGCUGUGGUUCCUGUAGUGCUUUUAUUGGAGAUGGAGAUUCCUAUGCUCUUGUGGAACGAUCAAAACUAUAUUGCGGCCAAUGUUACAAACGUCAGAUGCAACCACUGCAGAAAACUGCGGGGUUUCCGUUUGCCAGAAAACCACAUUCUAUUCGGCUAGUGGAGAUUCCAGGUGGUCAAAAAGGUAUAAAACUGUCCAAAAAUGCCUUGCAUCCAGACUGUAAUACACAAUGUUUCACAAUAUCUGAGUUUUUAUGGAAAAUACAUGGAAAGUUGCUCCAAGUGGCUUUCGCAUUUCUAACAUCCGCUUUUAACAUAUGCUGCUAUUUUUUACCCCCGUAUAGGUUGGACGUCAACAACGAUUUGAUGUCAUUGCAUAUCGGUGAUAAAAUAUUAGAAAUAAAUGGUAUGCCAGUUAAAGAUACGUCAUUGGAAAACGUAGAAAAUCUAUUAAGAUAUUCGGACACAGUAUUGCAGUUAACCAUAGAACACGAUCCAGAAACCAUAUCUCGAAAUCUCGCCAAAUUCACGGCAUUAAGACAUUCCAACAUACCUCUAACUACAACCGCCAGUGAUACCAACAUUCCCAGUAUAAAAAGCGUUCCGGAUAACGUUAUUUGUUCCGGAUCGACUGAUUCCCUCAACGGAGAUCACAAAUCAGACUUUUUCAACAUUCCUACGAUUCAGCAACCGUGCGAGACCUUCGACAAACCGAACAACGUUGGAAUUAACAAGGAGAGACUGUUUAAGAGGAAGGAUGAAGGUUACAUGAGCGGGACGAGGUCCAGGCAGUUAAGGAGGAAGAAUAACUUGUCAGAUAACCAGUGUUUGGAUAAGGAAAGGAGUUCGUCGUUGAGCAGGCUUUUGGAUGAAUCUCCAAAUUCUAAAAGAUGUUUAGAAUUGUCACGUGCCUACUCAUUUUUGGAGCCUAGACCUCAACAGAGAGUGUUCCGAGCCUCAGAUUUGGUCAAAGGAGAACUUCUAGGCCAAGGGUUCUUCGGUCAAGUGUACAAAGUAACUACCAGAGAUACCGAAGAGGUGAUGGUGUUGAAGGAGCUGUACAGGGUGGAUGAAGAGGCUCAGAAGAAUUUCCUUAAAGAGGUCGCAGUAUUAAGAAGUCUUAACCACAAUAACGUCCUUCGUUUCAUCGGCGUCUUAUACAAAGAAAAACGUUUACAUUUAGUGACUGAGUACAUUUCUGGAGGAACUCUGACAGAAUUGUUACACGAUUCCUGCCAACCUCUCCCAUGGGAACAAAGAGUGUCCUUCGCCAAAGAUAUAGCUUCCGGAAUGGCCUAUCUGCAUUCCAUGAAUAUUAUUCAUAGAGAUCUCAAUUCCCACAACUGUCUAGUUAGAGACGACAAAACUGUGAUUGUAGCCGAUUUCGGUCUUGCCAGAAUAAUUUCACAUGCAACGAACAGUACGAGAAAGGUGUCUCCGAAGAAUCCAACGGGAUGUAAACGACAGGAGCGCAAAAAACGGUACACGGUAGUAGGAAAUCCCUAUUGGAUGGCCCCAGAAAUGAUGAAAGGAAAUAAAUACGACGAAAAGGUCGAUAUCUUCAGUUUUGGGAUUAUUUUGUGUGAAAUUAUAGGAAGAAUCCAAGCCGAUCCAGACUUUAUGCCGAGAUCGAACGAUUUUGGUUUGAACCAAAUGGCCUUCAAGGAAAAAUUUUGUUCGUCUUGUCCUGAACCUUUUUACAAAAUUGCAUUUUUGAGUACCGAUAUUAAUCCCGAUAAAAGGCCACCCUUCGAAGUAAUGGAAGUAUGGCUCGAAUCCCUCUCGAUGCAUUUGUCCGUGGGCAUGGCCCUUCCUCCCGACCUCCUCUUCGACAUCCAGCACUACCGAGGGCUGAGUCCUAGCUCUUCCGGAAGCACCACUCCCGAGGGCAUACCGUCCGGCCAUCGCAGCCCUGCUCUAGAGCCUAUCUGCGAGGGAAAAAUGGCCAAUACGAAGAGGAGCUCCGAGAAAAUCUUCUCCGAUUGUAAAGGCGUGGAUAAGAGUAGAAGUUCCGAGAGAAUCUGCGGUGAGGGAAGACUGGUAGAUGGCACUAGUAAAAGUAAGAGUUCGGAGAAGAUCUAUAAGAGUAGCGAGAACUUGAAGCCUAUUAUAAAAGUGUCCUCUGCGGAAAAUAUCAAGCCUGUGAUCAAAGUGUCGAGUUGCGAAGGAUUAGCAGAAAAAUCUCGAGAUACCGUCGAUUUCUUGUCAAAACCUCCAGAGAGCCUAAUUCUGUCCGACUUGGAGAAAGAUUUCCCAAACUACGAGAACAUAGAUUUCCUAAAAAACGACGUGGCCUACUUGGGAGACCAAGAAAAACACAUCGGCAUACAAAAACUCGAAUCCGAACCUAUAAAAUGUGAUAAAUCCAUCAGCAGUACUACCGAUAACAACCUGAGGGAAAACGUAUCACCCCACCUGCGGAAAAUUCCGAAAAACUUCACCAGAAAUCGAUUGGUGAAGGAAAUGAAAGAAAAUCAAGCCAGAGAAGAUAAGAUCAUGUUAAAGAGUUUCGACGCCGAUCAUAAUACCAAAGUUACUAAUUUAAAUUUAAACAGCAUCGGGCUGAAGACUAGCCAACCGUCGCAGGUUACUGAAAAAUUCGUUAGCAACUUGAAAAAUGUAAACUUGAAGGAAAAUCCAACGUAUCAGCGAUCUAUAAGUGAGACUAGUGAAAGUCCCGAAAGAAGACAUGAGUUUAGGUCGAGUUUGAGCCGGCGAAGGUAUACUAAAGACCCUGAAAACUCCAAUUUCCUGAAAAGAACUCCGAUUUUGAAACGACGUUCACCGACGAAAGCCGAUAACGUAGUUCCUGAUAGUAUUGCAUCUCCAGAACGGAUAACUUCCUUAGAAAAAACUUCCCUUGAUCUAGACUGUAAAGACAAAUCCCUGAACGUACUAGAAAAGCCUUCUUUAUUAUCGAAACUCACUCCCAGCCUCCAGAGACGAACGGGUUUCCUAAAUCUGGAAGACUCAUCUGGAAACGUGAGUAAAAAACCUUUCUUAGUUGCAGCAUCUUCUGGUAGUAUUGUAAGGAAUAUGGUAGAUAGUCUGAACAGGAAAGGUGGCUUGGGGUUCGGGAACAGGACCAGUUUCGGCCGAUGCUCUCUAAAUUUAUCCGGAUCUUCUAAAGUGAACCUCAAGAAAGUGGGAAGGAGCCCCAGUCCUCCUGAGGAAUACACAGUGCUGUGAUUGGGUAUAUUUUUUCUUAGAAUAGUAAUCGAAUUUUACUGCGGAUUUUUGUGUUGAUGGCUGUGCCAGUUGGGAAGUUUGAAAUGAAAUUUUCACUUUUUAAUGUGUAACAUUAUAGUAUCUUUCAAGAUCUGCAAAUACUUUUUUAAGUGCCUUGUUCUCUAAGAACAUUGGCGAUAGCCGCAAGCUCUUUGCUUUGUCCGUAGUAGUGAUGUUGAUUAUAGUUACUUUCGAGUAUUCGUUACAAAUCGUUACUUUUGUAUAAAGUAAUCAUUGGGGUUCGGGAACAGGACCAGUUUCGGCCGUAUUCGUUACUUUGAUUAUUUUUGUUACUUUUGUGUUUGAGUACCGGUAAUCAUAUUGAGAAUCGCAUUUCUCAGUACAUAUUUUGUAUUAGUAUUAGUAGGAUACUUUGAUUACUAGGAUUACUCUUGUAUUUGAGUAACGGUAAUCAUAUCGAGAAUUGCAUUUCUCAGUAUUUCGUAUAAGAUCCGAUAUAACGACCUUCACCGAUCUAUUUAAUGGAUAAAAAUUAAAUGAUAUGGAAUUGUUCUGUCAUUGCUGUUCCACAAUAUCAGUAAUCUCGAGUAAUCUGUUUGCAUCAAUUAAGUGCCAAAAACAAACCCUGGAAACUCUAGAUGACGUACCUUAGCAGUAACCCUGGGCACCCAGGUGCUUCGGAGGUCGGUUCUGAUUGCAAAUUCGUAUUCAGUGACCCCAAAUACCCCGAAAUAAGAAAAUCUGGCUCAUAAUAUACUGAUUUUAACAUGUUUAUGCAUUUUUCGAUGCGUUUUAUACACUUUAAAAUGCAAUAAUGCAUUUCCACCUAUUUUUGUAUUGUAGACUUUUUUCCAGACGUCAUCCUAAUCCUAAAUACAAUGCAAAAAGUUGCAAGUCUCUAUGUACCUACUAUAUUUAAAAAUAUAUUUAUUCCUGUGUUUUUAGUGUUAAAUGCCUUGGUCUAAUAAAAACAAUGUCAUACCUACAUGUAAAAUUAAAGUUGAUGAUCAUAGUCUAGAAAUAUUAUCAUUUCUACAUAUUUUCUGGUCAAUCUAAGCUAUUUUUUUCUAGGCCUGAUAAGAAUAGUGUGUAUUUAUUACUAAAAUCUAAUGUGUUUCAUUUUUAUUUUCAAAAGAACUACCAUCUGUGAAAUUCUGUAAAUUAUCUACCUCGACAAAUCGUAUAGACAUCUGUUUCUGGGUGCAUGCUUUGUUAAAUGAUAUACCUCCCCCUGUUUCAGCUACUUCUCAGCGCCCUGUAAUCCUGUCAAACUCUUCAUAGCCUUCGCCCUUCAUAGAUAAAAUUUUAGUUAACUGUACUGAUACCGAACACUCGUGGAAUACCGGUCCGACUCCGAUAUCAACCGAUUGUAGAUACAAUACUCAAAAUCAAAAUCAAAAUAGGUACUCACUCUGAUACGAUUGGUACGAAAUAACGAAGUAAUCAGAGUAAUCAAAGUAACGAUUUGCCUCUCUGUAUAGUAAUCGUUACUUUCGGUAUUCGUAAGUAACGAUUACUUUGUAACGAAUAGUUACUUUUUCAACAUCACUAUUUGUCUGAGGAUUUUACUUUUAGAACAGCCUAACCGUUCUUCAUCACUUUUUGUUAUCGUCCACGUUUCCGACUCGUAAGUGAGGACGGGCUUGAUUAGAGUUCUGUAUAUCAAUAUUUUUGUUCUUUGUGUGACUAUGUUUGAUGUUAAAAGUUUCUUUAAUCCAUAGUACGCUCUAUUUGCUAGAUAUACAGGGUGAGGCAAAUAAAGGGCCUAUUAGAAAUAUAUCGAGAAAUAAAGGCAACAGAAUCAUGAAAAUUUGAAUUAAGGGGUUUUGAAGAGUCAUCUGUUUAAUGAAAAUAUUUUCAUCUAUUUACUACUUCCGGUUAUACCGGAAGUUGCUUAUAACUUCGUUUUUUUUUAAUGGGACACCCUGUAUAUUUUUACAUUUUUGGAUUCUACUCAAUAUCUUCUUUCUUAAAAUGUGAGGUUUUGUAAUGUUAUACAGGGUAUUUUAAAAGAUAAUUACGUUUUUUUAUUAAUUUCGUAGCAACAUUCACACCCUGUAGAAUUGUAGUAGUUUGACAUCUAAAACUCUACUUACGUUCAAAUGAUUUUUAAUAUAAUCUAUUAUUGUUAAGAAUCAUUAGUAUAGUUAAAUUUUAGUAUUGCAAUGAAAUGAUAUUUUAUGGUACUUUUUUAUUUCUUAAGCAUUCCCUAUACCUAACUGCUUUAAUUUGUGCGUAAUUGUUAAUCGCACCAACAAAGGUAUUUUGAUAGCUAAACUAUUAUUCAUUCAUAUCAGUAUUCAUAUCAGUAUGGAUUAAUAUGUAUUUACAUAUUUCUAAAAAUUAUUUGUGAUUGAAUAUUUUCACGGCCAACCUAAUAAAAUUUUACGUAAAAUAUUAGGAAAUAAGGAGUCUAAUGCUCAUAAUCUUAUUGAAGGUUUCAUUAACUACAGUUUGUGGGCGACCGGUUUCGGCGUUUACAAUUUGUACGCCAUCAUCAGGCCCUUAGAAACUGAACAAAGCUAAAAAAUAAAUGAAGCUGUGUCAAAAUACAGUUGCCCUAGGUUAAGUUUUAGGUGUUAGGUUUAACAAUAGGUAAUAAAACACAGAAGGUGUCACAAAGGUGUUCGAAUGGACCAGUACUAAUCUGAUGUUAACUGUUGUAGUCAGUAUAUUAUGACUACAACACAUAUUUUUUGUUGGAAUUAAUGUUUAGCUUAAAUCACCAAUAACUCACAAAUUAAAGCAGUUAGGUAUAGGGAAUACUUAUAAAAUAAAAAAGUACCAUGAAAUAUCAUUUCAUUACAAUACUAAAAUACAGGGUGUUCCAUUUAAGAAAACUCAGAAAAUAUUCAUUCCGUGUUUCGACCAACCCUGUAUACUAAAAUUUCAAAAUUAGCUAUACUAAUGAUUCUUAACAAUAGUAGACUAUAUUAAAAAUCACUUGAAUGUAAGCAGAGUUUUUAAUGUCAAACUAUUACAAUUCUACAGGGUGUGAAUGUUGCUACGAAAUUAAUAAAAAAACGUAAAUAUCUCUUACAAAACCUCAUAUUUUAAGAAAUAAGAUAUUGAGUAGAAUCCAAAAAUGUAAAAAUAUACAGGGUGUCCCAUUCCAUGCAACUUCCGGUAUAACCGGAAGUAACCCCUUUAUUCCAAUGUUCAUCAUUCUGUUGCCUUUAGUUCUCGAGAUAUUUCUAAUAGGCCAGUUAUCUGCCUCACCUUAUAUACGUCUGUUACGUUUUUAUUCUGCAGUUACUGUAUUACUUUGGUAGAUUUGUGGGCCUAGAUAUACGAACUCUUUUGCUCCUUCGAAAGUAUAUCUUCCAACCGUUAGAUCUUUGGUUUCUGCUACUUAGCUACUUGUUUAUUAUUUGUGACGGUCAGACAAACUAGCUAUUAUUCGUAGGCCUCUUCCAUCCAGACCUAUGUAAUUCAAAAUAAAAUUAACGUCUCUUGUUUUAUUGUCAAUUGCUUUCUUGCAGUCGAUACAGCGCGCAUAUACAUUAACAUUGACAUGUCGACAUCUCUGUAUGGGAACCGGUAUGCCAAAUAACGCCUAUAUUGUAGGGAAACCACUCUUGAAGCUUUCUUGAGAUUUGUCAAUGUUUUCGUCACAUCUGGUACAUAUUUUGGAGUUAAUGAUUGAAAGUGAUGAAGAAAAUGUAACGUGGACUAAUUUGGGGUAAUUAGUAGAGAUGGUUUUGUAAAGAUUUACGAGAGGGCUCCAUGUUUUGUAUAUUUUGGAUCCACUUAUCGCUUUUGUUGAUGCAAUCUGGACGUUUUUUUAUCUCAAUGGUUCUCGAGUGGUUUAAGUUUUUAGAAAAUAAUGAAUGAGAGGUAUAAAGUUGCAAUUUUCAAUCUCUACUGUACAACAUGCAUGUAGGGAUCCUGUGGUAUAGAGAAAAAUGGCAAAAAAACUUGGUCGUAAUGGGGUGUCGUCAGAAAAAACGGCAUUUUUUUAAAAUAUCUUCAUUACUAGACAUAGUUGAGCUUGUUAAAAAAUUACUGGAUAAAAAAUAAACGUUUCUUGAAAAAUACUAUAAUCCUAGCGGCAAAAUUUAAAUAAAAUGUCCAACAUUCUAAGGUUUACCAGUUGUUUCCUUAAUUUUUUACUAUAUAUCUCUCCAUAUUCUCUCUAUUUUUCCAUAUCCAUAUCUCUCUGUAUCUUAUCUGGAUUUUAUCUGACUUUCAAUAACUUACAGUGCUUCCAUGUAUCAAAAGUCCGCGUUCCAACUAUUAAUUGGACCGUAAAACAUUAAUUUAUUAAGUGAAAUGGAUUUCGACUCGAUUUAAGUUCUCUGUUGAACCCAAAAGGCACCGUUAGGAAAAUAUUCCAAUUUACGGUUCAGAGAACCCGUAUGAAUUGAGUCUGUGUAUUCUAAUACAGGGUAUGGCAUUAGUAAAAUAAGAAAAUCUACGGUUUCGUUUUGAUUUAAAUCUGUCUCCCUCCAUCCUCCGAUAGUAUUAUUUCUAGGUCUACCUGUUGUCAAGGAGGCAAGACAAAUUUACACCAACACGACCGUAGUUUCUUGAUAUAAAAUAAAACUAUUUAUAUCGCAGUAUGGAUAGAACGCCCUCUAACGGGAAAUAAGUGAAAUGAAUUCCGACUCGAUUCAAGUUCUCUGUUUAACCCAGAUAUGACAAUACCAAAAGGCACCGUUAGGAAAAUAUUCCAAUUUACGGUUCAGAGAACCCGUAUGAAUUGAGUCUGUGUAUUCUAAUACAGAGUAUGGCAUUAGUAAAAUAAGAAAAUCUACGGUUUCCUUUUGAUUUAAAUCUGUCUCCCUCCAUCCUCCGAUAGUAAAUUUUCUUAUUAUAAUAUAUUAUAAAUCAAAACGAAACCGUAGAUUUUCGUAUUAUAUACUACGUCUGUGUACUCUGUAUUAGAGUACACAGACUCGAUUCAUACGGGUUCUCUGAACCGUAAAUUGGAAUAUUUUCUUAACGGUGCCUUUUGGUAUUGUCAUAUCUGGGUUAAACAGAGAACUUGAAUCGAGUCGAAAUUCAUUUCACUUAUUCCCCGUUAGAGGGCGUUCUAUCCAUACUGCGAUAUAAAUAGUUUUAUUUUAUAUCGAGAAACUACGGUCCUGUUGGUGUAAAUUUGUCUUCCUCAGAGCCACCCUGACAACAGGUAGACCUAGAAAUAGUACUAUCGGAGGAUGGAGGGAGACAGAUUUAAAGCAAAACGAAACCGUAGAUUUUCUUAUUUUAUUAAUUUAUUAGUUGUAUUAAUCUGGAUACCUUAACUGAAGCUUAAGUUCUUGCGCCACCCAUUAUCUUCCUAUAUUAUUGUAUGAUUCUGUCUGUGAAAUUUCAAAGCGACCACCGUUCCAUAUUCAAUGGUAGGUAUGUAGAAGGGGAAUAAGAACUACUGAUAAGAAACUGGAAAAUAAAUAGACCUGUCCGAGUGUUCAACAGUUGCCAUUUUAAUACACCCAGACAUAAUGUCACAAAAAUAUAGGAACAUAGUGAAUGAGACAAGAGAUUUAAAAUGACGUGAUUACUUGUCAUAUGAUCCCAUUUAAAAUAAUUUUACAAAAUGGCGUCCGUUUGUCAUUUUUUAUAACACACUGAAACAUAAAUAUAAUGUACAGGUUUUUUAAUUUAGUUAAUUAAAAAUUUAUUAAUUUAAGCUUUAUGGUUCAAAAAAUAGUUCGAGGUGAAUUCAAGAUGCUGACUAUUACUAUUAGUAUUUAGAUACCCCAAAGACUUAUUUUUUACUGCUUUUACUUGUACAAUUUUAUGUAAAAGUGAAAGACGGUGUAAAAAUAUAGGACUAAAAUUUAUCGAAACAACUGGUAAUAUGACAUAUCUCUGAUGCAGCAAAAAUAUUAUGAAAAGUAUAUUUUUUGUUCUAUUUUCACAGUGUGUUGUAAAAAGUUGAUGGUGCAUAUUCACAAUCGUUCAUUAGACGGGAUCUUAUUCUAUUUUCAAGAUAAAACAUCAUCAAAUUUCGUUGUGCAUACUGCGGUAACGUCCAAGAAUUUUUCGUAUUAUUUACCGCCUUUGCUUUACUCUUACAUGAUUUUAUUUCCUUCAUUUUUCACCUACUCUCGUUUAAGUACAUAACUUUAGUCUGGUUUAGUUCAUAACUAAUCGAUCAGUAUUACAUUUUGAAAAUAAAAAUCGACUGCGCCAUUCGAUUUUUUUUUUAAUAUGUUUGGUAUAUCAGAGACUAGUAUCGUACACGCAGCACUUACUUUGUACACAAUCUCCAGUUUUCCCUACAGGUCUAAGUAAAAACUUAUUUGAAGCUAUUGGAUAUUUUCUUAUGAAUAGACUUUUAUCUCCGCGAUCUCUUUUCUUGUUAAAAAUUAUAUAAAACGUGAAUUGUUGAAUAUAUAUUGCUCAUCAUGAAUUUUCAUGCAGUUUAUUCGAAACAACCAUCAUACAUAAAAUAGUGAUAGUGUCGGAUAACACUUAACCAAAAAAUGACACUGAAAGGUAUUUUUAGUUUGGCGUCUUAAAUUUUCAAGUACUACAAGUUGGUUUUAUGGUAAACUGAGAUUGCAAAAUAAUAUUUCAAAAUAAUGAACUUCAGUCAAGAUAUAUGAUUAACACACUACUCACCUUCUUUUAUUCGUAUCACAUCUGAUCAAAAAACUGAAAAAUACGCGUUCAAUAUUUUUCAAAAUCUAUCGAAUGACACCAAACACGACCCUCCACUCUACCCCCUAGAGGUGGGGUGGUGGGUAACUUUAAAAUCUUAACUCUUGCCCCAUUUUUUAUUACAGUUCCAACAGUAACAGUUUUUUAUUACAGUAAAAGUUCCAACAAGAAAGAUUCCUUAGUACUCAACAACAGAGUAAAUGAAUUAAAAUUUAUAAACAUUUUUAAUUUCUUUGCAACACGAAAAUGCAGCAGCUGCAUAACACUCGAAUUAAAUCGAAGAGUGCAGGAAGAGUCUAUACCGGUUUCGGAAGUUUUUUUCUCCUCAUCAGUAGUCCCAUAUCCUCUUAUCUCCGAUUUCCCCAGGUAUCAUACUUUGGGCCUUUCCAAUCUAAACUUGUUAUAGACUGGUAUACUGCCAGUAGACUGGUAGGCUUUAGAGGUAGACUUCCAGCUAUCGAGCUAUCUCCUCCAUCUUUUUGGUGGUCUCCCCGGUUUACGCUUGCCAGCUGAUUUUCCUUCUAGCGCAAUUCUUGGUAGUCUGUGCUAAUGCAUUCUUUUUACAUGACUGAACCAUUCUCUUCUUCUUUGCCUACCCCGUCUUACUACAGCUUGUACGCUACACUGUUCCCUGAUGAUGUUGUUUCGUAUUCUAUCUCUUCUUGUUUCCCUGCUGUUGCUCUUAGUGUCUUUAUUUCGGUUGUUCGUAGCAUGCUUUUAGUUUUAUUAGUGUCUUCUCUUGAUUCAAUACCAUAGGUCGUAACAGGUCUGAUGCAAGUUUUAUAAAUUCUAACUUUGUUGUCCAUUCUCAUAUAAUAUGGGUUAUUCCAGACCACAUCUCUCAAACAUCGGGUCAUGAUAACUUGAUAAAUCUACACCUACAUUAUUUGAACUACUUUAGCUGUUUUAAACAAGUACAUAUAACAAAAAAAAAGUUAAUAUAUUGUAUCUGCAUUAUACCUGCAAUAUCUGAGUAUAUCAAUUGGCCAUUUUUUGUUGGGUAUUCAGAAUAUUUAAAAAAAUGGUUUACGAGCACUUUUACCUUCCAUUCAAUCUUUACAAAUGUCUGAACUAUAAGAUAGUCCUAAUAUCUUUAAAUUGUGUCUAUCUAUGUGUCCUAAUCUCCUAUGCCAUAAAGUAUCAUCUAUUCUAUAGUCUUAUUUACAUAUCUAUAUGAUUUGUCUGAUUACAAUAAUUAUACUUAUUAAUAACAAAAUCUACUUUUAAACAAAAUAAAUUAUUCAACCAUAUAUUCGAUAUUUUUUAAUCGAUUGAUUGAUCGAUAGGUAUCGAACCUUAUAGGUAUCGAUAUUGCAAAAAACACUAUUAAUUCAGAGAUGUACUUGGAAAAUGACACCAUUUUGCCUUUCAGUGUAGUUAAUUUUACAUUACCGUUUAAUAUACUAACAGUUGUUUCAUUCUUUUAUAUUUUCAGAAUAUUAUAAUUAAUUCCUUGUUUUUAUUUUUUUAUUAGUUUAUUACUCUAAAAUACAUAUACACAGUACGUCCCAAUAUCGAAUAUAUUAAAUAAGCUAUACGACGACUCUUUUUGUGGGACAAGCCGUAUAAUAAAUAAAAAGAAGAAUCGCUGAUUUAGUUUAUUUUAAAAAUUCUAAUAAUGCUGUGAUAAAAUUAGUAUUUAUGUAUAUACGAUGAAUUGAAUCAUUCCAUUUAUAUUAUUUUCCGUUUAUUAAAAAUAUGUGCCUAGCUUUAUUACCAUAUUUUUUAAGAUCGUUUAUUGUGAUAUUUACAAAUUUGAAAAAGAAAAAAUACAAGAUGGCUGCCUAUAUAUUUAAUUUUUCGGACAUCGUACAGAUUAUAUUCCAGUGAAGAUAGCUGCAAAUGCUGCAUGGCAGAAGGGAACAUUGGUGUUUAGCAGUGUUGCCAUGUCCAUAUAAUAUAUCGGGAAAGAGCAUGUGAUAUAUACCUAUAUUAAUUAAUUUAUUAAACAUGGACAACAUAAAAUGGUAAAAUAUCGAGAAAAAUGUAUUCAGGUACAUUCAUCCCAAAAUGUUGGUCAAAAGAAAUGGUCAAUUGUGACAAUGUGGCAUUUUUUUCUUUGAGGAUUCUGACUAUUGCCAAAUCUAUCCGGUAAUCUAUCAAAGGGCAAUUGCCAAAAAUUUUUUCUAGCAAUUAUCUGCAAUUGAUAUAACAAAUAUUUUUUUAUUCCUUCGUGUUAUAUAUAAAUUAAGAAAAGCAGUAUCCAUAAAAUAAUAUAAUAAAAAUGUAGUUUUUCGAAGCUUUCUCUUUGUAUAUUUGAAGCAUACAACAUAAUAUAAAUUAUAAGGAACAUGGUAACACUUACAAACGCAAAUAUUUCGUUCUGUGGACAUUUUUUUGUAGCUAUCUUCAUCGUAACGUAUUCUAUACAAUGACCAAUUUUUCUUUCAAUUUGUCUCUUAAAGAGAAUGGAAGGAGAAUAAAUAUAACAUGUGGUUCACACUUUAUUCCUUUCAUUUUUACCUCUCUACUGUCUUCUGCUUGUUUACCUUCUACAUCAUUAUUUGCGGCGGUAUUGUAAAUGGACUAUAUGCUAAAUUUUAUUUAUUUAAUUAUUUUAUAAUUAUGAAUUCGUUAAUCAAUGUAGAGAAACUCUACAAACGAAACUAAACGAAAACGCAUCUUGCCCUUUCUUGUUUAGUCCUUUAUUGCUCUUUGUUCGUCAGAGGGAUCUCUCCAUUUAACGAAACUUCUUUACUUUUAUUGAUAUUGGGAGGUAAGCAAUCGUCAUAACUAUUCGGACUUUAGAGACGGCGACUUGGAAAAGUUGCACAGCCAUGAUAUUGUACGUGUCCCUAUGACUCUCUUUCCUUUCUAUAUCUUUCCUUAGAUUAUCUUUCCUUAUAAAAUUUAAUUCUAAAUCUUCUCAUUUUGUUGAAAUUUGCUCUAGCCUUUUGUAUUCUGAUUUUGAUAUCCUGGAGUUAAUCAUUGUUGCAAGAUAUGCAUAUAUGUCCACACUUAUUGCAGCUGUUUCACACUCAAGAGUUUUUUCAGGAUCUUUUCCGAGUAGACAUUAAAAAGAAUUGGUGACAAUACGCACGUCUGUCUCACCUCACGUCUAAUUUCAAUUUCCUGUGAUAGCUCUUCGUUAACACGUACUUUUACUUGAGUAUAAAUUCGAUAUGAGCCUGAGGUCAAUGUAGUCUAUUUUUGAUUUCAUGACAUUCAUUAAUUACUCUUGUCGUACUUUAUCGAAUGCUUUAUUACAGUCAAUAAAACAAGCAGAUUAUAUAGGUUGAUAAAUAUGGACUUUUAAAUAAUAAGCAUUCAGCUCGAAACAAAUAAUGAACACCUUAAAACACUUUAAAACACGUUAAUAACACUUUAAAACUGUCGUCUCUCUAUUUGAUUCAAUAUACGCGGGUAGCCAUCUUGGUCUGUAGAGUCCUAUGAUUUUUGAUUAAAAUUUAUAUUGAAAACAGUUUAUAGUUUUAGGUGCUGAGGUAUUAAUAUUUGUAUAGUUUAUUCUUUUUUAAUAUUACUAUUAUCUUUUUUAUACACUUUUAUUAAGAUUUUUGUAGAUAAAUACAUGAUUUAGCAACA
Molecule: messenger RNA, 13901 nt
Organism: Diabrotica virgifera virgifera (western corn rootworm)
Lineage: Eukaryota; Metazoa; Arthropoda; Insecta; Coleoptera; Chrysomelidae
Gene: LIMK1
Product: LIM domain kinase 1
Exons: 14
Coding region: 249-3749 (1166 amino acids)
Biological process (GO): actin cytoskeleton organization; protein phosphorylation
Cellular component (GO): cytoplasm; nucleus
Molecular function (GO): protein binding; protein serine/threonine kinase activity; ATP binding
Source: RefSeq, a predicted model, not a curated record